AUGGAACGAAAAAGCUCGUCGCCAAUGGCCCCCACCUUCAUGGUCUCCGCACCAGGGAAAGUGAUCGUCUUCGGCGAACACGCAGCAGUAUACGACAAGCCAGCCAUAGCAGCCGCAAUCUCACUGAGAUCCUACCUCUUGGUGACAACCCUCUCCAAGUCCCAACGAACCGUCAAGCUCAAUUUCAGAGACAUCGGCCUGGACCAUACAUGGAAGAUCGACACUCUCCCCUGGGAUACAUUCCAACAACCAAGCAAAAAGAAAUUCUACUACUCGCUAGUGGACUCACUGGACCAAGAGCUCCUGGAAGCAAUAAAGCCCCACGCAGAGGCAGUGUCCAAAGAUCUCCCCGAGAAACAACGCAACAUCCACAUCCGAUCCGCAACAGCCUUCCUCUACCUCUUCCUUUCCCUCAGCUCCCCAGAAAGUCCAGGCUUCAUCUAUACUCUCCGCUCAACGAUACCCAUCGGCGCCGGUCUGGGCAGCAGCGCAAGCGUCUGCGUCUGUCUAAGCGCCGCCCUCCUCCUCCAAAUCCGCACCCUCGCAGGACCCCAUCCAGACCAACCGCCCGAAGAAGCAGAGACCCAAAUCGAGCGCAUCAACCGCUGGGCCUUUGUGGGCGAGCUCUGUACACAUGGCGAUCCUAGCGGGAUUGAUAAUACCGUGUCGGCGAGUGGGAAGGCAGUCGUAUAUCAGAGGAAUGGUGCAACUGCACCUACCGUCACGCCUCUGGGGAAAUUUCCCAAAUUGCCUCUUCUCUUGAUUGAUACACAGCAGGCACGCUCGACAGCGACGCAGGUACAGAAAGUGCGAGAACUGCGGACUAACCAUCCCCAAUUGACAGAGUCGAUUUUGACGGGCAUUGGGCAGCUGACGGCUUCGGCGUUGGAGCUUAUUACUACUCCCGGCUUUGGUGGUCCGGAUAGCAUCUCCCAGACUCUCGAACAUCUGGGGACGUUGAUCCGUGUGAAUCAUGGAUUCCUGGUUUCACUGGGCGUGUCUCAUCCGCGUCUGGAGCGAAUCCGCGAGUUGGUUGAUUAUACGGAUAUUGGAUGGACGAAGUUGACGGGGGCUGGAGGUGGUGGGUGUGCGAUUACGCUUUUCAAGUCUGAUGUGCUGGAGGGCACUGUUCAAGAGCUUGAGCGGGAUCUUACUGCUGAAGGCUUCCGGAUAUAUGAGACUGUGCUUGGGGCGGAUGGGGUUGGGGUGCUUUGGCCUGCUGUUUUCCGGACUGAAGGUGAAGAGAGUGAAGAGAUUGAUCAGGAGAAAUUCGAGAAUGCGCCUGGGCCUGGAGGGAUUGAGGAGCUUGUUGGAGUCGGGGUGCAAGAGAAUCGUGAAGGGUGGAAGUUUUGGACGCGGUAUAUUUAG
Molecule: messenger RNA, 1368 nt
Organism: Penicillium nucicola
Lineage: Eukaryota; Fungi; Ascomycota; Eurotiomycetes; Eurotiales; Aspergillaceae
Exons: 1
Coding region: 1-1368 (455 amino acids)
Biological process (GO): isoprenoid biosynthetic process; ergosterol biosynthetic process
Cellular component (GO): cytoplasm
Molecular function (GO): mevalonate kinase activity; ATP binding
Source: RefSeq, a predicted model, not a curated record